This is a messenger RNA of Ahaetulla prasina, 817 nucleotides long. Its product is annotated as C-type lectin domain family 5 member A-like. The record is from RefSeq and is a predicted model, not a curated record. The coding region runs from base 161 to 727 and encodes 188 amino acids. NCBI's taxonomy places the organism in Eukaryota, Metazoa, Chordata, Lepidosauria, Squamata, Colubridae. The transcript is spliced from 7 exons.
GUGGCAUAAUUUCUUAGGGCUUAACAGUUGCUUAACAAGAGUGAGAGUGCAUAAAUCUAAAGGGGAUGAAAAAUGUUCAGACAGUCACUUAUCGUCUGCUGAAGAAUUAUAUUGGAGCAUUUUCUCAUCUCUGCAGAAUCCUCCUGAUAAAUUAACCAGAAUGAAUUGGCAGCAAGUAGCUCCUGGAGUCAUCCUUUUACUAGUCAAGCUCACAGGGACAUCUCUAUUUUUUGUUUUUUUUCCACAGAUCUUUCCCAAGGGGAACAUCACUUCUAUCUCUGCAAAAAAUUCUUCAGUGUGGUCCCCUUCUCCUGAGCAGACCUCUUCCCUCUCUCCCUUGUAUCCUACUACAGUGAGAAUUCCUUUGAAGCAACCAAGGUGGGAACGAUUCAGAGGGCAUGAUUACUUGUUUUCUGAAGAGAAAGCUAUGUGGCUGAUCAGCCAAUUUGAUUGCAAAUUGAUUUGGAAAUCAGACCUUGUGAUCAUCAGUGACACAAAAGAACUGGAAUUCAUUAUUAACAAAACAGCAAUGGCUAAUUAUUUCAUUGGACUCACCUAUUCAGAAUCAACAAAAAAAUGGGAGUGGAUUGAUCACAAAGAGCACAACGUGAACCUCUUUCCAAUUAAAGCAACAGUGGACAAAGACUGUGCUGCUAUCGGGGCAGAUGUGAGUCCAGUAUCGUGUUAUGAUGAAUACAAUUGGAUUUGUGAGAAGACCUAUAGUUAAUUGAUUGAAAGAAACCUCUGCAGGGCUGCCUAGGAGUGAAGAUUGAGUAAACAGCAAACCUUGUUGAUUAAUAAAAUAAUUAUAUCCUUU